Molecule: messenger RNA, 1423 nt
Organism: Theobroma umbraticum
Lineage: Eukaryota; Viridiplantae; Streptophyta; Magnoliopsida; Malvales; Malvaceae
Gene: FDH
Product: formate dehydrogenase
Cellular component (GO): chloroplast; mitochondrion
Molecular function (GO): formate dehydrogenase (NAD+) activity; oxidoreductase activity, acting on the CH-OH group of donors, NAD or NADP as acceptor; NAD binding
Source: RefSeq, a predicted model, not a curated record
UUGAACAGGUCACUUCAAUUAUUGCUCUCUUCUCCUCAAAGCAUAUCCAGUGUCGGUUUGAAGUGUUUUUGAGAUAUGGCUAUGAAGCAAGUUGCUAGCUCUGCUAUCAAAGCCUUGGCCAACCCUGGGUCAUCUUCUGUUCUUACCAGGCAACUCCAUGCUUCUCCAGGGAGCAAAAAGAUUGUUGGUGUGUUUUACAAGGCCAAUGAGUAUUUCGAAAAGAAUCCCAACUUUGUUGGUUGUGUGGAGGGAGCCUUGGGCUUGCGUGAGUGGCUGGAAUCACAGGGCCACCAGUAUAUUGUCACUGAUGACAAAGAAGGACCCGAUUGCGAACUCGAAAAGCAUAUCCCUGAUCUCCAUGUCCUCAUAUCCACCCCCUUCCACCCAGCCUAUGUUACAGCAGAGAGGAUCAAGAAAGCCAAAAACUUGCAACUGCUUCUCACAGCGGGGAUUGGCUCUGAUCACGUCGAUCUGAAGGCAGCUGCAGAAGCUGGCUUGACUGUUGCUGAGGUUACAGGAAGCAAUGUAGUGUCGGUUGCCGAAGACGAGCUAAUGAGAAUUCUUAUUCUUGUCCGGAAUUUCUUACCUGGCCACCACCAAGUUAUUACUGGAGAUUGGAAUGUUGCAGGUAUUGCUUACAGAGCUUAUGAUCUUGAAGGGAAGACGGUGGGAACUAUUGGUGCAGGGCGUAUUGGCAGGCUCUUACUCCAACGACUGAAACCAUUCAACUGCAAUCUCCUAUAUCAUGAUCGAGUCAAGAUAGAUCCAGAAUUGGAGAAGCAGACUGGAGCAAAAUUUGAGGAGGAUCUUGAUGCAAUGCUUCCAAAGUGUGACAUAAUUGUCAUAAACAUGCCUCUUACAGAGCAGACAAGAGGGAUGUUCAACAAAGAUAGGAUUGCAAAAUUGAAGAAGGGAGUCCUGAUUGUUAAUAAUGCUCGAGGAGCAAUUAUGGACACACAGGCAGUUGCAGAUGCUUGCUCCAGUGGACACAUUGCAGGUUACAGUGGAGAUGUUUGGUAUCCACAACCAGCUCCAAAGGACCAUCCAUGGCGUUACAUGCCAAAUCAAGCUAUGACGCCUCAUAUUUCUGGUACCACCAUUGAUGCACAGUUGCGAUAUGCUGCUGGAGUCAAAGAUAUGCUUGAGAGGUACUUCAAGGGUGAAGAAUUUCCUGCACAAAAUUACAUUGUCAAGGAAGGUGAACUAGCUCCUCAGUACCGCUGAUUCAUGCUUCUUGUACAUGAAUCUGAAUGUAUUUUAUGUCAGUCGCUAAGGUCCUUUUGAAAUUUCGUACUGUUGAGUGGUCCAAAGUUUCCUUUUUGGAGCAGAGUCCUCUGCAAAUAAUGUACCAGUGUGGUGUUGUACACUUUCCGUUUUUGAAACAGAAAUAAAGUCGUAAUGAGUUAACUUUUGAUGGUUAUAA